UGCAGGGCAGCCGCCAUGAGCCUGGUGGCCUGCGAGUGUCCCCCCGGCCCCGGGCAGGAGCCCGAGCCCUGCUCGCGAGCACCGUCCCAGGCCCGUGUGUACCUGGAGCAGAUCCGCAACCGGGUGGCCCCGGGGCCGCCGGACACGGCCAAGCGCGACUACCUGGUGGACGCAGCCACGCAGAUCCGGCUGGCCCUGGAGCGCGACGUCAGCGAGGACUACGAGGCCGCCUUCAACCACUACCAGAACAGCGUGGACGUCCUGCUGCGCGGCGUGCACGUUGACCCCAACAAGGAGCGGUGUGAGGCUGUGAAGCUGAAAAUCACCAAGUACCUGCGGCGGGCGGAGGAGAUCUUCAACUGCCACCUGCAGCGGAGCCUGGGCGGCGGGGCCAGCCCUGGCGCGGGUUUCAGCAGCCUUCGGCUCCGGCCCAUCCGCACGCUGAGCUCGGCCCUGGAGCAGCUGAGGGGCUGCCGGGUGGUCGGGGUCAUCGAGAAGGUGCAGCUGGUCCAGGACCCGGCGACCGGAGGGACCUUCGUGGUGAAGAGCCUGUCCAGGUGUCCCACGGCGAGCCAGGAGCGGCUGACCAUCAUCCCGCACGGCGUCCCCUACAUGACCAAGCUGCUGCGGUACUUCGUCAGCGAGGACUCCAUCUUCCUGCACCUGGAGCAUGUGCCAGGAGGCACGCUCUGGUCCCACCUGCGCUCCCAGGCCCGCCCCCAGCAGGCCGGGCCCAAGCCUGGCUCCAGCCGGGAGAGGAGGAAGGCUCAGCUCAACCCCCGCCUCAGCAUCCGGCCCCCAACGUCGCUGCCCGCUGGCCACACCUGCCUGCAGGACCCAGUGCCCCUGGACUCUCCCUGGACUUGCCGGAGCUUCGCCCCAGCCAGGCAGGUGCCGCCCGUCGGACCCCAGCGAGAGGCUGAAGGUGCGCCCUCAGCCAGGACCAGCACCCCCUGCUCCUCCUCCUGCUCCUCGGACCCUCCGAAGGCUCCCGGUGGCCGCCUGCGCCUCCCGGCCCGGAGAGAACCUGGCCGGAACUCAGACACUGGGUCCCCCUGGGGGCUCUCUUGGGUCCGCGAGGGGGCGGGCCGGGUGCUGGGGGGCUGUGGCCGCAGCAGAGGUCCCAGCUGCCCCUCCGCGGACACGGCCGGCCGGGGGCCCGGCGGGGGCGCCUGGAGCGUGAGGGAAGAGCAGGCCAAGCAGUGGGCGGCGGAGCUGCUGGUGGCCCUGGAGGCGCUGCACCAGCAGGGGGUGCUGUGCCGGGACCUCAACCCCCGGAACUUGCUCCUGGACCAGGCAGGUCACAUUCGGCUCACGUACUUCGGCCAGUGGUCCGAGGUGGAGCCCCAGUGCUGCAGAGAGGCUGUGGACAACCUCUACAGUGCCCCAGAGGUGGGUGGCAUUUCCGAGCUGACGGAAGCCUGUGACUGGUGGAGCUUUGGGUCUCUGCUGUAUGAGCUGCUGACUGGCACGGCCCUCUCCCAGAGCCACCCCUCAGGAAUCCAGCCCCACACCCAGCUCCAGCUGCCCGAGUGGCUCAGUCGCCCAGCUGCCUCCCUGCUGACUGAGCUACUGCAGUUCGAUGCCAGCAGGCGCCUGGGAACCGGAGGGGGUGGUGUCAACAGGCUCAAGACCCACCCCUUUUUCAGUACCAUCCAGUGGAGCAAGCUGGUGGGGUAAGAGAGGGCGGAGUGGGCGAUGGAGGCAGCUGGACUGGCCUGGAUCUCCUCUCUUCUCUUCGUCUGCCAUCCUGCCGCUCUGAGCUGACCCUAAUCCUGUCACUCUGAUCAGUGGCCUCUGCAAGGAAGGCGGGUCAGCCGCCUCUCCUGCUCUGCUCUGUUCCCUCCUGUGGGCCAUCGUCGCUGCUGCCCAGGAGGGGCCUAGGGAGUCCUCCGCCAGCUCUUGGAGGAACCCUUUCUAGUCACUGCUGAGGGGAAGGGACAGGUCAGAGCUCACCCUGCUAGGUGGCUUGGGCCCCUCCCUCCACCCAUCGGUCCACAGAGACCUGUGGAGCACACACCCUGAGCCUUGAACACGGACCUACCCCGUUCAAAGGGUGCCUUCUGUCACAUUCGCUCCGAAGUACUCACCACUUGCUGAGCUAACCUUGAGGUUUUGUUAUUCGCUACCUGCCGUGUUGUGCCCUACUUGGGGCAUCCCUGGAGACUUAUCUCAGGAUACUGGUCCACUGGCUUAGUGGGCUCAAGUUAGGGCUGCCCUGGUUGAUACCUUAGCCACGUAAAUAGUGGCCUCUUCUCUCAGACUCCUCCUGCAGGGGGUGGGGAGGCCGGGGGCGCAGGGAAGACGUCUGCUGUGAGCAGGCAGUGAGGUGGGGAACAGGGUGACCCACUCCCCCUCCUGACCAUGCCCCUGUCUUGCAGUUUCAGACUCUGAAAAGGAAGAGGGGUGUGGGGGAGGGAACAGGGAUUAGGAGGAGGGGAGAGGGCACCUUUGCCAAUUAGAGCAAUUUUGGAAGCAGAGAAAGAUCUCCCCUCCCCAGGGUGGAGAGAAAGGGGAGCCUGCCCCAUGGGUCUGAGAGACCACAGUUAGCCUCCAGUGGGAAGCUGCUAAGAUAAGCCGGACUCAUUAGGAUUCCCUUCUCAGGCAUUGGUCCUAUUUACCAUUUCGCAUUUUAGUCUUGAGGGUCCACUCAAUUCAUUGCCUACUGUGACUUCAUCCCCUUUUGAAAUGAAUCACAACACAGAGAAUGGUUGCCCAGGCUUAGCCAGAAGCAAGAUGUUUCUGGUCUCUGAAGAACUGGGAUAAGUAGUUACCCCAAAUACAAUUCCCUCCUCAGGUUUGGGGGCUUUUUCUUCUCAGGACUCAUCCUGUCACUGGGGUGUGGCAAC
Pipistrellus kuhlii (Kuhl's pipistrelle) is the source of this 2849-nucleotide messenger RNA. RefSeq names its product ribosomal protein S6 kinase like 1 (gene RPS6KL1). The coding region runs from base 16 to 1680 and encodes 554 amino acids. NCBI's taxonomy places the organism in Eukaryota, Metazoa, Chordata, Mammalia, Chiroptera, Vespertilionidae. Gene Ontology annotation, molecular function: protein kinase activity; ATP binding. The transcript has 10 exons. Gene Ontology annotation, biological process: protein phosphorylation. The record is from RefSeq and is a predicted model, not a curated record.